Messenger RNA from Puma concolor (puma), 899 nucleotides. The record is from RefSeq and is a predicted model, not a curated record. NCBI's taxonomy places the organism in Eukaryota, Metazoa, Chordata, Mammalia, Carnivora, Felidae.
UUGUGGGGGUGGGGGACAGGCGUCAUUCCCUGGAACCAGCGGACUUCCUCUCGGCUAGUCUGGGUCACCGUGUCUGCCUGUCGCUGGCCCCAGGCUCGCUCUCUGGCCUCAGCCCUCUCUCACUCUCUCUCUCUCAGCAGCUGUCUCUCUCGUGCCCGCUGGCCUGUCUCCUUCCUCGCAGUCGCCUCCUUCUUUGCCUGCCUGGGUGGCCGCCAUGGGCCGGAAGCGGCUCAUCACUGACUCCUACCCUGUAGUGAAGAGGAGGGAGGGCCCCGCUGGGCACAGCAAGGGGGAGCUGGCGCCAGAGCUAGGGGAAGAGCCCCAGCCUCUGAGCGUGGAUGAAGCAGAGCUGGAGCUGCUGAGGCAGUUUGAUCUGGCCUGGCAAUACGGGCCCUGCACAGCCUCUGGCAUGUCUAUCCCCUUUGAGGCACCACCCAAGGCCUCCUGCCUGCGAUCCCAGGACCUCAGGACACAAGCGGGAGCCAGUUUGCUGCCCCCUUGGCUCAGUUCUGCCAUGAGAGUGUUUGGCUGUGAAGAGUGUGAAGAGGAAAGAGGCUGAAUCUGGAGGUCUCUGAGGCUCAGCCUUUCAUCUAACCAGCAGGCUCCUGGAGCCCCCUCUGGGAGCCAACACAGCUGAAGUUUGCACUUCCUACAUGGAGAGUGGUCUCUGAGGACCAGGACCUGACCAUGACCCUUCAGAUGCCUGCUACACACCUCCCUGACCUAAAUGCUGUGCUCUGGGGAAUAGCGUGGCAAAGGGGCACAGCCUUGGACAAAGCCAGACUCAGGCAGGUGUCUAAGAGGCAAAGACACACUCCCCACUUGAGGCUGGGAAUCCGAGGGCAGAACUGGCAAGGGGUUCAUUAAUGCUUAUCAAUAAAGAACAGAAUCUGGAAGCU